AUGACGUCUGUUAUUCACUUGAGGGCCGAGACCAAGCCCUUUGAGCGGCGCUCUCCACUGUCGCCCGAGACGGCCAAAGCUCUCAUCGGCGCCGGGUACGUCGUGCGAGUCGAAGUGUCGCCCGAUCGCAUCUACAAUGACGACGAGUUCAAGGCCGUCGGUGCCGAGAUUGUCCCUGCCGGGUCGUGGGUCGACGCUCCCGUGGACAACGUCAUCCUCGGCCUGAAGGAGCUCCCGGCAGACGGCACACCCUUGCCGCAUACCUACAUUCACUUUGCCCACUGUUUCAAGAAGCAGGAUGGAUGGGCCACGGAGCUCUCGCGCUUCGCCAAGGCCGACGGUCUGCUCUACGACCUCGAAUUCCUCGUCAACGAGAAAGGUGCGCGCGUGGCGGCCUUUGGCUUCAGCGCCGGCUUCUCCGGCACCGCCUUGGCCUUGUUGGCUUGGGCGCAUCAACUUCUUCACCCUGGCGUCCCCCAAGGCGCCGUGCCGGCAUUCGACUCGGCCUCUGAUCUGAUGGACCUCGUUCGAUCGUCGGUCAAGGAAGCGCUGCCGCUGAACAACGGCGAGUACCCCCGUCUCAUGAUCAUUGGGGCCCUGGGUCGUUGCGGCAAAGGUGCAGCCGAGUGUUGCGUUGCCGCCGGAAUCCCCGAGACGUCGGUUCUCAAAUGGGACCUGCCCGAGACCAGCCGUGGCGGACCCUUUCGCGAAAUCGUCGACGUCGACGUCCUCCUGAACUGCGUCUAUCUGGGGGCGCACCGAGUCCCGCCUUUUACGACACUCGAAUCGCUGUCGACGCCCGAGAGGCGGCUUCGCGUCAUUUGCGAUGUGAGCUGCGACCCGAACAGCGAGAACAACCCGAUUCCCGUCUAUUCCGGAUACAGCUCCUUUGACAAGCCGACCACGGCGGCAUCGGGCACGCUGGAGGGACCUGAGCUGCGCAUCAUCGCCAUUGAUCACCUCCCGACCAUGAUUGCUCGCGAGGCAAGCGACGAGUAUUCCGGCUUGCUUCUCCCCAGUCUUUUGCAACUGCGGAAUCGUGACAAGGAUGGCGUCUGGACUCGGGCAGAAAAGACGUAUCGGGAGCGGGUGGCAGAACUGCCGUAG
Drechmeria coniospora is the source of this 1107-nucleotide messenger RNA. Its product is annotated as saccharopine dehydrogenase. Lineage: Eukaryota; Fungi; Ascomycota; Sordariomycetes; Hypocreales; Ophiocordycipitaceae. Gene Ontology annotation, molecular function: saccharopine dehydrogenase (NAD+, L-lysine-forming) activity. The record is from RefSeq and is a predicted model, not a curated record. The transcript has 3 exons. Gene Ontology annotation, cellular component: cytoplasm. Bases 1 to 1107 code for a protein of 368 amino acids.